UUCAGCUGGGAUCUGCCUGUUCUCUGAACCAGCUCAUUGUGGAGUCCUGACAAGGAAAAGCCUGAAGCAACAAGAGAGUGAGAGGAAGGUUGGGAUGAGGAUUAGGAGAAAGAAAUUGGGAGACUUGGCUUGAUGAUUUGAGCACAAAUUCUGAGGCAGCCCUUAGAAGGCUUUCAGCUCGAAUGCUUGUUGAAUGCAGCUUCAGUAAUGAUGUGCUAUCAGGAAUUAGUAUUGCUGUCCUUGCAGUUUCACUUCAGAGGAGGAGAAGGAGGAAGCAAAAGUCAAAUUCAAGCAAGGAGGUGGAAUUCUCUUUGAAAUGUUUGUGCUCCAGCACUGCCUGUGAUGUUACAGAACCUGCAGCACCUCGUGCACAGCCCAGCCACCAGCGCCAGGCAGCGAGAGGUGUGCUUCUAUGGCAACUGCGCUGCGUCCUCUAUGGCUUCAGUAACAGAUGCCAGAUACAGGCAGAAAGAUACUUCGGAUCAGAACUUUGAUUACAUGUUCAAACUCCUGAUCAUUGGGAACAGCAGUGUGGGUAAAACAUCCUUCCUCUUCAGAUAUGCUGAUGACACUUUCACGCCAGCCUUUGUCAGCACAGUAGGAAUUGACUUCAAAGUGAAAACAGUUUAUAGGAAUGAUAAGCGGGUGAAACUGCAGAUUUGGGAUACAGCUGGACAAGAAAGGUACAGGACCAUCACUACAGCCUACUACCGAGGUGCCAUGGGCUUCAUCCUCAUGUAUGACAUCACCAGUGAAGAAUCCUUCAAUGCAGUGCAGGACUGGGCCACACAAAUCAAGACCUACUCCUGGGACAAUGCACAGGUGAUCCUGGUUGGAAACAAAUGUGACAUGGAGGAUGAAAGGAUCGUUCCUUUGGAGAAAGGGAAACAUCUGGCUGAUCAGCUGGGUUUUGACUAUUUUGAAGCUAGUGCCAAAGAAAACAUCAACGUAAGGCAGGUGUUUGAGCGUCUUGUGGAUAUAAUCUGUGAAAAGAUGUCAGAGAGUAUAGAGUCAGACCCUUCCAGGGGCGCUUCGGGAAGGAAUGUGAGGCUCACGGACAACCCACCCCCUUCACAGCAGAACUGCUCGUGUUAGUGACCUUUCUUGCUGAGAAAUGUCUUUCUCCUGACUAAAUUUUCUCUUUCUUUGUGGUUCGUUACCAUGUAGUCCAAAGGCAGAAGUCUCUGUUGUAGGAAACAGGUGUGUUUAAUGUGCUGGAGUGUUUAAUAUAUAUUAUCUGAUAAUUUAAAAAGAAACACUGAAUAAAUAUUGUGAGUGCACCUAGUUGUUAAUGUGUGAGUUACACUGAAUGAAGAAAAAGAAUCGCAUAGUGUUGCAAAUGCCUACGUUUGGAUCUACUCUGAUCAGCUGCUCGGUGGCAGAUGAGUUGCAGGAUGAUGGACACGAGGCUGCUCUGUGCUUGGCUGGAGGCAAGUUAUGGUAUAUAAGACUUAGAAACAGCACUAGCUCGGAAAGAAAGCAGGAGCCAAAGUAGCAUUGCCAAUAUUGUUAAAUUUUUCUGUGUUUUGUUGUUGAUUCCAUUUUUUAAUUUUGUGCUAGACGGUGCAUGUGUGAGGAUAGAUUUUCAAGUUUCAGGUUCCACCACUAUGUAUAAUUUUAGAAGAAGUGUGUGGGAAAAGACACGAUGAAUAAAACAUCAAAGAUAUCCUGUUGGGUACGCUACAGAUGUGGCAUGAUUCUUUGAGGGGAUGGAUAAUUUUUAAUAUUCGACGCCUACAAUGUUAUUGCACUAAAUAUAUACUUGUACUAAAAGAUGAAGUUUUGUAUGGGUGUAGAACUCCAUAUGUGUGCCACGUGCAGAGCUCGUAUUUCUCUGAAAUAUAAGGAACUGCUUUUGUGAAUAUGUAAAACUGUAGCAUGUGCCUUUGUCCAUGAUUGCACCACGGUUUGCACAGCGCAGCUCCAAGCAGUGACUGCAGGUUGCAUCAGUAAAUGUAAAUGAGGUGGAUGUAGAAGAAAUUUGCUGUAUUAGUGGUGUAACUAGGAAAAGUUUUAUGGCUCUACCACAGGCCUAUACGUUCCUCUGACCAAGGAGACUUUCUGCUGUCAGAAUCCGGAGUCCAGCAUCUGCCCAUGGCGCUGUCCCCAUGAUGGCACUAGCAUUCACUCUUGGAGUUUUGUUGUCACAUCUCAAAGUUCUAAGAAAAAAACCCACCGGUUUUCUGGAGAAAAAUGUCACUAUCUUGUUGUUUGAGCUCAGCAUGCUCAAGGCUCGAACCCUUUGCACCGCAUUUUGUUGUUUGCAGAAAUCUUUGGUGACUUUGGGUGUGUGUGACCCGCUGCUGAAAAUUUGCCCUGUGCAACACCAGGAGUGCCAUUACUGUAUGUGAACCCUCUGAAACUGCCAAAUAAAGAGAAAUGUGGCCACCAGGUGUGCCUGGAGGAGCUGUGUCACAGCAGCCAGUCGUGUGUAUGCACAGAGGUGCCUUAACGCUUUUGAUCGAGC
Messenger RNA from Lagopus muta (rock ptarmigan), 2467 nucleotides. It is a transcript of the gene RAB3B, whose product is annotated as RAB3B, member RAS oncogene family. The record is from RefSeq and is a predicted model, not a curated record. NCBI's taxonomy places the organism in Eukaryota, Metazoa, Chordata, Aves, Galliformes, Phasianidae. The transcript is spliced from 5 exons. Gene Ontology annotation, cellular component: synaptic vesicle; endosome; plasma membrane. Gene Ontology annotation, molecular function: GTP binding; GTPase activity. Gene Ontology annotation, biological process: regulation of exocytosis; protein secretion; protein localization to plasma membrane. Bases 343 to 1095 code for a protein of 250 amino acids.